Paraphaeosphaeria sporulosa is the source of this 957-nucleotide messenger RNA. RefSeq lists its product as uncharacterized. Gene Ontology annotation, biological process: signal transduction. Bases 129 to 947 code for a protein of 272 amino acids. Gene Ontology annotation, molecular function: GDP binding; GTP binding; GTPase activity. NCBI's taxonomy places the organism in Eukaryota, Fungi, Ascomycota, Dothideomycetes, Pleosporales, Didymosphaeriaceae. Gene Ontology annotation, cellular component: plasma membrane. The transcript has 2 exons. The record is from RefSeq and is a predicted model, not a curated record.
GACUUCCAUUUGGACCAUGUCGGCUGUGCAAGCCACGUGAGCUUCCCGUUUGGAUAUAGCGCGAUCCCUGCGUCCACGCCCCCACGCCUUGUACAUCUCCACACAGGCAUCAGUCAUAUCUCCAAAUCAUGGCCCGCCUCGGAGCGCCUUCGCAUACUGUUGCCAUGUCCAGAGAACCUUUGCAAUUCAUCGUCCUCGGCGAGUCUGGCGUCGGCAAGACCAGCUUCGCCGACAAAGUCGCCCUCGACACCCAGUAUCACCGCUACGACCCAUUCGCAAUGCCUCAUGGUUCUCAAUUGCCGGAUCCUAAUCACGAAUCUCAAGCGAAUUCUACCCGCAUGAAGCUGCAGGUUGACGGCGAACUCCUCGACAUUGGCAUCAUGGAUGUCAGUCUGACGCCGAUACGGGUUAGAGAGCCUGGGUUCGUGUCUAGUCUCUUUGACCUGUUCUUACGGGACACUGAUGGUGUUUUACUUCUAUACGACAUCACGAGCGAGGAGAGCUACAAGCACGUAACGGAAUUUGGAUGGGAUUACAUCUGGGCGUGUAGAUCAUCUCUCCCCUCUAAGAGGUUUGGAUGUACGCUCGUCGGCAACAAAGUAGAUCUCGUACGAGGAGGUGACAGCACAAAGAGACAAGUGCCCAAAGAUCGGGCUGAAGAAUGGGCAAGCAUGGUUGGCGUCAAUGCAUUCGAAGUCGAUAGAUUCGACAAAAGUGUGCUGGAAGACGUCCUGCGAGAUUUGGUCAAACAUACGGAUUGGGCGCAGCGAAGGACUCGGGAGGAUAUGGAGGUGAUUGCUGAGAGUAAGAAGGGAGCAAUGGAGGCCCAAGAGCCGACCGCACAGCCAACCCAGAAGACAAAGCACAAGAGCAAGGUAUUCUCUACAGUGUCAAGAUUUAAAAAUCUUCUUUCAAGUAGGGGUUUUGGCGCCAGUUCGAAAGCAUAAUUACAAUGAC